Molecule: messenger RNA, 1072 nt
Organism: Panonychus citri (citrus red mite)
Lineage: Eukaryota; Metazoa; Arthropoda; Arachnida; Trombidiformes; Tetranychidae
Product: ras-related GTP-binding protein C-like
Exons: 5
Coding region: 1-1035 (344 amino acids)
Biological process (GO): cellular response to amino acid stimulus; positive regulation of TOR signaling; regulation of autophagy
Cellular component (GO): Gtr1-Gtr2 GTPase complex; lysosome; nucleus
Molecular function (GO): GTPase activity; GTP binding
Source: RefSeq, a predicted model, not a curated record
AUGAUUACGUUUGAGAAUAACAAGAUAUUUAUUUUUAGCGCCGAUGUUGGUGAAAUCUUUUUGGAAUGUGUCCAUCGCAAAGAAGAAUGUAUUGAACCAAGUAUUAGAAAUGUAUGGACCAAGACAAUGGACGAUGAUCUCUCGUGUUUGGUUAUGAUAGACGAAUGGGAGAAUGAAGUACAAUUAGACUUUCUGACGGACAUGAUGGUCAAUGGCGCCAAGUUAAAUGUUAUUGGCUGGUUCCUAGUUAAUGUGGAUUGGCGAUGGUUACAACUUUUCAAGGAGCUGAUAAUGUGUCAAGAAGCAAUCGCUGGGUUGGCCUGGACGAAAAAUGGAGAUGAUUCACUAGUAUUCAUGGUUGGAUUGAUGAUAAUCAAGAUCAACCCGAACAUAAAGUUCGAAGUUUUUAUUCAUAAAGUUGAUGGUCUCUCGGACGAUUAUAAAAUAGACAUUCAAAGAGAUAUUCAACAAAGAGCUAACGAUGAACUAUUAGAUGAGGGUUUUAAAAAUAUUCAUCUCAGUUAUUAUCUAACCUCAAUCUACGAUCAUUCAAUAUUCGAAGCCUUUUCAAAAGUGGUUCAGAAAUUAAUUCCUCAACUGGGUACAUUGGAGAAUCUUCUUAAUAUUUUUAUAUCGAACUCAGGAGUUGAUAAAGCAUUCCUUUUUGAUGUUGUCUCUAAAAUUUAUAUCGCUACCGAUGGAAGUCCAGUCGAUAUGCAAUCAUAUGAACUAUGUUGCGAUAUGAUCGACGUCGUUAUCGAUAUUUCUUGUAUUUAUGGCAUCAAAGAUGACGGCGAAGGUGCAACUUUCGACUCUAAUUCAUCAGCCAUUAUAAAGUUGAACAACAAAACUGUUCUGUAUCUACAAGAAGUUAACAAAUUUCUUGCACUAGUUUGUCUAAUUAGUGAGAAUAAUUUUGAAAAACAAGGAUUAAUACAAUAUAACUUUUAUUGUUUUCGAGAUGCGAUUCAACAAGUCUUCGAGGACCGAUGUGCCAAACCUUUUUCUGAAACUUUACAAGAAAUUUCUUGUUAGUUAUGGUGUUGAAAUCUAUCAAAGCAUCAUUGCCAUU